UCGUUUCAACGCGAACCGACCACCACCGGCAGAGGGAAGAAUGCUUGAAAACAAACGAGAGAGGUUGAAAACCUUCCUGAGGAAGAUCGACGAGAAGGCCAUCGUCAAGAUAAAGCAUUUCAUGAAAGAGAGCUCUUGAUUUCUGCCUCUGACUGCGUCUGGCUGUUUUCUACGGCUCUGCACUAAAAAAGACCCGUACUCCCCUUUAAUUUGGAUCCGAGCGCAAAGGGUACUACCAUAGUGUGUUCUGUAGCUGUCUUGAACGACGAUGGUUAAACUCUCUUAAGGACCGUGGAAAUCAAGAGGGAGAAAAAGUUUGGUGGUUAUGGAAAGAAGGAAAAGCUUAUUUAACCAGCAGGUGGCUGAGGCUGAUUCUCCUCGCUUUAAGGAUCUGGGAAGCAGCUACCCAGUAGAGAGCAGUGGUGGUGGGCUGCCAGCCAAGGUGAAGAAAAGCAGGAGCAGCUUAAGCAAUGGCAGCUUCAAGAAGGCGGACACCAGAAAAACCUUGAGCUUGGAGGCGGCCCAGCUUGAGAUCCAGCAACAGCACAAAACCCUCACCAGACAAGUAGCCAUCAGUAGGUCGCAGACGUUCGACGCUGACAGUAAAGGCUUUGAGCGGACUGAGGGCACUGGCACACAAAGUAGCUUCAUCAAGCACAACAAGACAUUCCACAAGUUGUUUCCAGACAUUCCUGAGAAUGAAGACUUGAUCCAUGCAUACAUCUGCGCCCUGCUGAAGGAAGUGCCCUACCACGGCCGACUGUACGUCACCGACACCCAUGCCUGUUUCUACUCCUCCGUUUUGCUCAAGGACACUAAGGUGGUGAUUCCAAUUUCCAGCAUCCACAUAGUUAAGAAGCAGAACACGGCUUUGCUGGUACCCAACGCCUUGUCGAUCCGCACCUCCGACGGAGACAAGUACCUCUUCGUGUCGCUACGAAACAGAGAAUCGUGUUAUCAGCUGCUGCGUUCAGUCUGUCCUCAACUAGAGGAUGGCAGCACAAAUAGCAGCCCCGUCUUCUCCUCUGCAGAAAACAGCUUUGAUAAGAGUAAACUUGUGAACUCCAGUCAGUCCAGCCUGGACGACAGCUUCGACCAGUUCGAUGGCGCAGAGUCUCAGUCUUUGCAGGAGGAGCCUCAGCUUAGACCACAGAGAGAGUCGGUGACUAGUGGAAAGGCCUCUACUUUGAGGAGAAUGCACAUGCAGCAGACUGAAAGCUCAUCUUCAGAGGACCUGUCUGUGUCAGGUGGCUCAUGGGUUUGGAACGUGACUGAAAAAGCCAAGUCGCUGCUGGUUCAGAGAGAGGCCAGCAACCUCAACGCCCUACUCUUCAUUUACUUGAUUUUGGUUGUGCUGCUGCUGCUUUCUUCAGGCUACAUUGGUUUACGUAUCGUGGCCCUGGAGGAGCAGCUGACAUCCCUCGGUGCACUGCCUGAGUUCACCUUACAGAGCGGGUACCACCAAGACACAUAACACUGAACGAUUGAAGGAGAGAUCGGUUGACUCAUGACUGGAAGACUAUUUCAGCCUCUUCCCAGAAGAACCCAGCGGGUGAACUUAACUGUACUCAGACUCCGCCUCCCCACCACGGGCACCGUGCUGCUGCGCUAGAGGAAGAGGGGCCGACCUGUGCAAUUUUAAGAGACAACUUGUAGACUUGAAGGGCUAUACUUCUUCCUCUGGAGCGAACAAUAAGAUGUAGAGCCAAGCCAAAUUGUAAACGCGCGCUGCCUGGUUGCAGCGUGUCUUGUUGUUCAAACCAAAGCCAAAUGGCUCCGACUUGGCCCGGUGCCACGCUAGCCAAGGCAGGAACUGUUCCACGUCUGUCGACCUGUGUUGUCCUCUUCUCGCUGAGCAUGCGGUCUGAGCAGGGCUAUAACCAGCCAGCAUUAGCCUGAUGUCGUGCUUAUUAUUGCACCUCACCACUGGAGACGUAGUGCUAUGCAUAGCCAAAGAUGCACACGGUGCACGUCUUUUGCAUGAGUGCACGGCAGUGACUUUUUUUUUUCCUGUUGUUUAUUCCUCCAUCUAUCAACAGGAUAUUUAAACUGUCUUUAAACUGAGUAACCUUCGCAUACUUCGCUUCAGAUGGUUCCUAUCCUCCUGAUCAGUUGCGGGUUGGAAUGAUGAUGUCUGAAGUCUCAAAUUCAGAUCAGCCCACAGAGGCCUGAUACUUUUCCUGACGGUCUUAUCCUUUCUCUCUCUCUCCAAUCAGCGACGUUUGCAGUAUUACUUUCUCGUCUUUGGCAUGAUUUAAACUUGUUUAAUGAUCAAUGCUCAGAGGUUACUUUCCGUCCAGUCUCUACUGGACCAAUGCGUCAUCAAUGCACAAACAUUAGUACAAUAGGACAGGAGGAGGUUCUAAGAGUCAUAGACGUGUUUUUGUGUACGGCUUUUUCUACGAUUGAUCUUCAAGACUAGAUUUUAAACCUCUGUGUCUUUGACAGGCCUCUUGAGGACUGAGUGACAUUUCUAGCUUGUUUCAAGUAGCACCAAUAAUGUAUUUGUAACGUUCAUGUACGUGUCUGCAAUACCGACACCUGACUGAAUACUGUAUACGCAUUCUCACUCUUAUCACGUGGAGACGAGAAUUUAGAGCCACGUUUUCUGUAAGAUCAGGCAAAAACGAGUGGUCCCAAAAGCAAAUUUCAAUAUGCAAGACAUUAUUAUGCAUGGCAAAAUGUAAUUUAUCUUUGUGUAUAUUAUUUUUUUUUUUUUUAAAGCGAAGCUUGAUAUUUGUGGGGAAAUUGUGCAAGAAAAAAAAAAAAGAAGAUGUGAGUGAAAGGAAGGGCUCAAGUGAGCGAGCGCACUUUAAACAUGUGUUGUGCCUGUCACAAUCCAAGACACCAUGUUUGGAUUGAAAAGAAAUGGCAAAGCGUUGUAUGGUAUCCGAUGGUGCUAAGACCUCUUUUCUUUUCAUUUUUUUUUUUAAUAAAAAAAAAAACAACAACAAGAUUUCACUCAGGGGUGGUGGGCAGUACCUGCCACGUGGUUUUUAGGUUCCCUACUUUGUCAUUUCAGUGUUGAGUGCUCAUCACAUUCUGUACAUCUUUGGUGAUUUCUCCAUUGUCUCUUUGAGAAUGACCAAUUUUUCGAGUCCACUUGACUUUGCUUAUUGAUACAUUACUCAGCUUUUCAGAAUGCUUGAUCCCCCCCCCUCCUUUGAACUCCCCCAACGACACAUAUCUGUGCCACGUCUUGAUGAUUUAACAUCACCCUCAUUGUGGAAGAAGCUCUUUUUUUCAGGAGAGUCAUUUAAAGUGUUCAGUUUUUUUGUCAUCAAGCCACAUGCAAUGCUGUCACUACUUGUAAUCCUCCACCAGGGGGCGACACACACACACACGACCACUGUCUUCAAAUAGGUUCAACUGAAGAAAGUGGAUUUUGUUGGGGGUCGGGGGGGAAGUAUUUGUGUGGAUUUGCACUAUUCAAAGUGUUGUAAAUAAUUUUGUAUCGGUUGUUAAUGUCCCUAAUUCUGCUAUGGUCCUACAUAUAUUUAUUUGCAUUCUGUGUAAUUCAAAGUAGUCUCUGUGAGAUGGCUUUGCUAUUGUUCAAAAAUAAAAUCAGAUGUUUCGAAGUAAA
Molecule: messenger RNA, 3583 nt
Organism: Mugil cephalus (flathead mullet)
Lineage: Eukaryota; Metazoa; Chordata; Actinopteri; Mugiliformes; Mugilidae
Product: GRAM domain-containing protein 2B
Exons: 14
Coding region: 326-1474 (382 amino acids)
Source: RefSeq, a predicted model, not a curated record